Linum trigynum is the source of this 660-nucleotide messenger RNA. The record is from the annotation of a GenBank genome assembly. Lineage: Eukaryota; Viridiplantae; Streptophyta; Magnoliopsida; Malpighiales; Linaceae.
AUGGCAGCAGCAGCAGCCGUUACAGUAGUACUCGCUGUAUUAGUCGUCAUCAUCACCAUAUCGCCGGGGCCGGUCGCCGCCGAAAGGGGAAAUCAUACAUGCGACUGCGCUGGUUACGAUAGCAGCUGCGGGGAUUGUGCGGCAGGACGGUGUUGUAGCCCGUGGGGCUACUGUGGAGCCUCUUUCCGUUACUGUAAGCCGUGUUGCUGUGACGAUGGUGACCUUAGUAAUCCUUGUCUUUGCCUGGCCAUUUGCCCUCGGCCGCCGGCUGUUGAGAACCAGCAGCCUCUUUCGGUUACUGGUUAUGCCAGCAGUAGUAAUGAAACCCUAGUAGUAGCCACCUACGAUCCCAACCUUGACAACGUUGCCGUUGCUACUUCAUCAUCAUCGUCGUCAUUGGUUGGUUCGGCCACAAUAUGCAGUGGGCCGUCUUCAUCGACUACGGUCUCGACAAACAUUGUUCCCGGCGGCGGCGAAUGUCUACAGGUAAUCAAUCCCAAAAAUGGAAAACAAGCGAUGGUGAGAGUCAUAAACAAAAAAUACUGUAGCAGGACAAGUUUGGCACUGGACAACGAUGCCUUUCAACUGCUAGAAGAUGAUGAUGCAGCAGCAGCCCACCUUCCAGUUCCUGUUAGCUACAAAUAUACGCACUGUACUUGA